Osmia lignaria (orchard mason bee) is the source of this 802-nucleotide messenger RNA. RefSeq names its product transcription initiation factor TFIID subunit 10. Gene Ontology annotation, molecular function: RNA polymerase II general transcription initiation factor activity; promoter-specific chromatin binding. The record is from RefSeq and is a predicted model, not a curated record. Gene Ontology annotation, cellular component: transcription factor TFIID complex; nucleus; SAGA complex. NCBI's taxonomy places the organism in Eukaryota, Metazoa, Arthropoda, Insecta, Hymenoptera, Megachilidae. Gene Ontology annotation, biological process: transcription initiation at RNA polymerase II promoter.
ACAGACAUGACCAGUCUUGUUGGAUCUGUAGUUAAUGGUUGACGUUUAUACAUAGUUUUUUAUGUGCAUUCAUAAAUAGUACGUUGAUAUUUUCAACGUUCGUUUAAUUUGCAGCUAAACAAUAUUCGAAAACGACAUUACUGGCUGUUAAUAGGACUUCAGAAACUUAAUCAAAAGAAAUUUGGUUGUUUGUUAAUUGAAGUUUCUAACAUAACGUGAAAACAGUUCGUUUUAAAUGGCAGAAGAUUUUGGGAGAGAUACACCACCGAUGUACACAGGAAAUGAAGAAACAAAAACAGCUGGUCAACCUCUCUCAGAUUUUUUAUUACAACUAGAAGAUUAUACACCCACGGUGCCUGAUGCAAUCAGUGAACAUUAUUUGCAUACAGCUGGUUUUAACACAACAGAUCCCAGAAUAGUACGACUUGUUUCGUUAGCAGCACAAAAAUUUAUAUCUGAAAUAGCAAAUGAUGCUCUGCAGCACUGUAAGACACGUGGAGCUAAUCAGAAUACAAAAACAAAAGGAAAAGAUCGACGCUACACCUUAACCAUGGAAGAUUUGACACCAGCUGUGGCAGAAUAUGGCAUCAUAGUUAAAAAACCACAUUAUUUUGUUUAAUCCAUUUUAUCUCAUUAUUUUUCGUUUAGGAAUAAUGUUUGUUUAUUUAUUUAAUGUUCUUUUGCAUGCAUACCAAGUAAACUUGUAUAUCAUGUGUACAUUGUAUAGUUUUUAUAAGAAUCACCGAAUAUUAUGAAAAACAAAUUAUACAAUUAAUACAGUUCAAAGUUCAUACAUUAUAGG